GGUCUAUUCUGACGCGGGGGCGGAGUGAGUGAGGGAGGGAGAGAAGGAAGAGAAGAGAAGAGAGAGGCCGAGGCGGGUGAACCCCAUUCUCAGCGCCAUCGGAGUGGAAGCAGGAGAGAGAGAGAGAGAGAGAGACACACACACGGACACGCAUAGACGGACGACGCCUCGACUCAACGAUGGAGGAGCCGGGCCGCUUCUACAUGAUGUCUUCGUUCGGUCAGACGUCGGCGCGGGAGCGAGAUGACUUUGGGCAGAAGAGGAGGAAGAGAAGUCGCUGGAGUAAUGAGACGUCUGAUCAAAAGACUGUGAUCCCUGGAAUGCCAACUGUGAUUCCACCGGGUCUGACCCGUGAACAAGAGCGAGCGUAUAUCGUGCAACUACAGAUAGAAGACCUGACUCGCAAACUGCGUACCGGAGACCUUGGUAUCCCCCCAAACCCUGAGGACAGGUCUCCGUCUCCUGAACCCAUCUAUAACAGCGAGGGCAAGAGGCUGAAUACCCGCGAGUUCCGAACCCGGAAGAAGCUGGAAGAGGAGAGACACAAUCUUAUUCAGGAGAUGAUUGCCCUGAAUCCAGAUUUCAAGCCCCCAGCGGAUUACAAGCCACCAGCCACGCGCGUAAGUGACAAGGUGAUGAUCCCACAGGACGAGUACCCAGAGAUCAACUUUGUUGGACUACUGAUUGGACCCAGGGGCAACACUCUGAAGAACAUUGAGAAGGAGUGCAAUGCCAAGAUCAUGAUCCGAGGAAAAGGUUCAGUGAAGGAAGGGAAGGUGGGGCGGAAAGACGGGCAGAUGCUGCCGGGAGAAGAUGAGCCGCUGCAUGCAUUGGUCACCGCCAACACCAUGGAGAAUGUGAAGAAGGCUGUGGAACAGAUCCGAGGUAUCCUGAAGCAAGGGAUCGAAACUCCCGAGGACCAGAAUGACCUGCGGAAGAUGCAGCUGAGGGAACUGGCUCGCCUCAAUGGCACUCUACGGGAGGAUGACAACAGGAUCCUGCGGCCAUGGCAGAGCACGGAGCCCAGGAGCAUCACCAACACCACACUGUGUACAAAAUGUGGUGGGGCCGGACACAUCGCUUCCGACUGCAAGUUCUCCAGUGGGGCUUCCUUCAACAGGCCAGGUGACCCACAGUCGGCUCAGGACAAGGCACGCAUGGACAAGGAGUACCUGUCGCUGAUGGCUGAGCUGGGAGAAGCGCCGGUUCCAACGUCCUCAUCGUCCAUGGGCCACGGCAGUUCCUCGCAGCCCUCUAUCCAACGCAACACCAUGCUUAGUAACGCCCAGCAGCAGCUUCCAAACAGACCUCCGUGGAUGAACUCCGGGCCUUCGGACAGCGGCCGGCCCUUCCACGGGAUGCACGGCGGUCCGGGUGGUCCGCACCACGGCUUCCCGCCCCCCAUGCCCAGCCUGAGUGGACAUCCCAUCCAGCACAACCCUAACGGGCCCCCGCCGUGGAUGCAGCCGCCACCCCCCCCUCUAGGGCAGGGCCACCCCGUGCACCCAUCAAUGAACAUGAUGCCCCAUCCGAUGGGGAUGAUGCCUCCACCACCCCCACCGCCAGCCAGCCAGCCUCCACCCCCGCCCACUGGCCCCAUCCCCCCCUGGCAGCAGCAGCAGCAGCCUCCGCCACCACCUCCCACCGGCACCAUGGCCUCCAGCGCACCCUUACCCUGGCAACAGAGUGAAUACCAGCAGCACGACGACCACCGCGGCGAGCGUCCCUCCGUGGCAGCAGCAGCAGCAGCAGCCGCCGGCUCAGCCCACGCCGGCCUCCAGCGCGGCCCCUCCACCGAUGCCUGCCACCCCUUCUAUGGUUCCCCUGCCCCCUGGGAUCCAGCCUCCCCUCCCUCCCGGAGCUCCCCCUCCUCCUCCCCCUCCCCCACCCGGCACGGCCGGCAUGAUGUACGCUCCCCCGCCCCCUCCCCCCAUCGACCCCGGCAACUUUGUGAUGAUGGGGGUCGGCGUGCCGGCAAUGCCCCCCUUUGGAAUGCCCCCCGCUCCGCCCCCUCCCCCUCCACAGACCUAAUGGACCCCCACCCAGACUGCCCAUUCCCUCCAAACAUGUACAGAUAAGGACGUUGACUAAAGCAAGCUGGGAUACCGACCGGGCGGGACUGACAAACUUCCCAACACACUCUUGUUUUGGAUUUUUUUUUUUUUUUUCUGAAGAUUUUAGAAUAAAAACAAAAUGUAGGCAGAACUGUAAAUGAUAGUGAGCGGCCUCUGUCUCGGGGGGACAGAGGGGCCGUCGUUGUACCCAGCUAGUGGCAGUACAAGGAGCUGUUGCUUGUUGGUUGUUGAGAGGGAGGGGGGGUGGGGGGCAGGACUGGGUGCGUGCGGACGCAGUAUUAUUGGUGACCGGCGCCACUAAGCCGUUUCCUCUGGUAAAACGUAGCGCCUGUCUGAGCCGCCGCCCGCCCGCGUUUGUCUGUCUGUCUGUGUGAGUGAGUGUGGGCUCGCCAGCCCAUUAUGGAUGUCUGUCGGUAAAGGGAGCAAAUUGCUACCCUGCUCCCUGUUUGCAGAGCGUGUAUGUAUGUGUGCAUUUGUGAGAGAGAGAGUGUGUGUCAGUGCCUGGGCAUUCCUGAAUGUCGCUGGCCAUUAUUAGUGCCAUGGUGUCACUGGGCUCCCUUCUGUGUCAGCUUUGCUGCGACUGAUGGCAGUGUUGGCAUCCACCAGAGCACGGCUCGACUCUGGUAGAACCAACGCCUGCCGCGUACCGUGCAGCCAUCCGUCUGUCCAUCCGCAUUGAUUUAGGGUGGGUGGGUGAGGAAUUGUGGAGG
Molecule: messenger RNA, 2785 nt
Organism: Amblyraja radiata (thorny skate)
Lineage: Eukaryota; Metazoa; Chordata; Chondrichthyes; Rajiformes; Rajidae
Gene: sf1
Product: splicing factor 1
Exons: 12
Coding region: 180-2078 (632 amino acids)
Biological process (GO): regulation of mRNA splicing, via spliceosome
Cellular component (GO): nucleus
Molecular function (GO): mRNA binding; zinc ion binding
Source: RefSeq, a predicted model, not a curated record